GUCGUCUGGGGAACGUGUCGCGGUGUGACCGGAGUCCCUGCCGCCAGGGGACGAGCUGCUUGGGCCGGGCCGCGGCCGAUCGCUACAGCGUCUCCUCAGCAGCUUCCAGGCGGAGCGCGGCUGCCUCACGCCUAUACCGGCCGGCCUUGGGGCUGCCGAGUUGCUGUGAAGCCGAGUGGUGUGAAGCUGUGGAAUCUCCUCAGCUUGAUGGGUGGGGGUAGAUGCCAGUUUGCAAUGGGUCUUAAAACCAUCUGGAAGGACUACAAAGUUCUGAUUGUUAUGGGAACUAGCCUUGGGCUGGUGCACUGGGGGUGGUUUCACAUCAAGUCCAGUCCUAUUUUCCAAGUGAAGACACAGGACUUUGUUCCAGAACCUGGGAUUGUGACAUACGUGAUGCAAAGCGAUCACAAAAAUAAAGAAAAAUAGCAUUAGUGCUAUGUAUUGUGGGUAUAACUAGCUUUGAAGCUUUUCAUCUGUGGCUGUUGACAGAAGAAGAGAUGAGGAAAGCUAGCUGGAGUAGAAAGAACUUUCUGCUUGUGGCAGGACUGUCACUUAUAGGUGUCCAUUUUGGAAGCAUGCUUGUCAACUUUGUUGCAAAAAAAUCUGUUCGAUCACAUUCAGAAGCUAAAAAAGAUAGUCAUGAAUGAAAUAGCUUACUGCUGUUGUCCUAUAUCAAUUUCAUAAUAGGAUGCAAGCCUCAUGUGAAGAGCUAGAUUGUGAGUUGUCACAGGAAUGCACUGUUUCACAUUUAAAAUAAUAAUCCUUAGCUGCAAAGAAUUAAAAUGUACUACUUUAAAUUUUAAAAA
Molecule: messenger RNA, 806 nt
Organism: Grus americana (Whooping crane)
Lineage: Eukaryota; Metazoa; Chordata; Aves; Gruiformes; Gruidae
Exons: 3
Coding region: 208-426 (72 amino acids)
Source: RefSeq, a predicted model, not a curated record